GUAUAGCGUUGAAUUACUUUUAGAAACGUAUAGCGUUGAAUUACUUUUAGAAACGUAUAGCGUUGAAUUACUUUUAGAAACGUCUGCCUAAAAGGUGCAUAGUACAAAAAUGUAUACAACACUGUUAUCGGUUUUUUUCAUCAGACCUGGCUCGAACGUAAACUGCUUUAACGUAUUACUCUUGACCGAAAAAUUCAUGUAAAAAACCAUAUCCUCACGUUCAGGUCAAGGGAUAUAGAUAAAAUAUAACUGCUUAGAAAGCGCAUAUAGAUACAGUCAGUGUGAGACCUUUGACGCAAAGAAUCGAAGUAAUUCUCAAAAAUGGCUUUGAAUAACGCGGAAGUCAUUGAUAUUGCGAACGAUGCAAUGGUGGUAGAUAUCGAGGACGACGUGGAUAAUGCAAAUAAUGUGGUAGACAUUGUGGCUAAUGUUCAAAAUAAGGAGAAAGAUGUCAUCGUGGACGAUGCUGACGACAUUAUAGAUGUUAACUUUGAGGAUGUGAUGGAUGAUGAGGAUAAAGAAAGCGUAAUAUCCGAGGACAGCAAUUAUGCUAGUGAUUACAGUGAAGAAUUUAACGAUACUCUCGAGAAACACCUAACACAUGCAGAAGUAAAUGCGAUAACCGGGCGUACAAAACAUUGUGCGAUAUAUUUUUAUUACACAACAGAAGGCACUUAUUCAGCAUGUGCCGAGUGUAUAAUGCGAAUAGCAGACAGAUUUUCAAAUAAUGCACGCCUUUCGCAAGCAUGUAACUGACGCGUUCGGUAGGCUAGAUGGCAAGUAUUGUUCGAAUUGCAGACAGCCUAUGUUCGUGCUAAUUCCAUGCAAUAUAUGCCCAGUGUGCACACAGUAAAGACUAUGAUUGCUAAAAAGACGUUGUAAAAAAAAGACAUGCGACAACUUGAUCAAGAUAAUGCAUAUGGAGAAUAUGGAUUGACAAAUGUAUGGGAUCAAUUAUUUGGAAUGUCACCGUUAAUGGAUGAAAAUCAAGAAGUUUUGGGAUUAAAAAAAUAUAUAUACUUGAAUUUAAUUAUUAAAUAAUGUAUUAUUUUAAAAAAUAUAUGUAUUA
Monomorium pharaonis (pharaoh ant) is the source of this 1069-nucleotide messenger RNA. RefSeq lists its product as uncharacterized. The coding region runs from base 322 to 756 and encodes 144 amino acids. Lineage: Eukaryota; Metazoa; Arthropoda; Insecta; Hymenoptera; Formicidae. The record is from RefSeq and is a predicted model, not a curated record. The transcript has 2 exons.